CGCGAGGCUGCGGCGCGCGCGGGCGCUGGUGGGGCGCGCGGCGCGCGCGCGGGCAGAGGCGCGCAGGGGGGGCUGCCCCGGGGCGGCCCCCCCACGUCGGGGCGCUGCGGGCGGCGGCGGCAGGAGCGCGUCCCGUCCAGGUCCCGAGGAGCCGCCGCCGCUGCCGCCGCCGCCGCUUGUCAACAUGGCGGACCUGGAGGCCGUGUUGGCCGAUGUCAGCUACCUGAUGGCCAUGGAGAAGAGUAAGGCGACCCCGGCCGCCCGCGCCAGCAAGAAGAUCGUCCUGCCCGAGCCCAGUAUCCGGAGCGUGAUGCAGAAGUAUCUUGAGGAGAGAAAUGAAAUAACCUUUGACAAGAUUUUUCAUCAGAAGAUCGGUUUCUUGCUAUUUAAAGAUUUUUGUUUGAAUGAAAUUAAUGAAGCUGUACCUCAGCUGAAGUUUUAUGAAGAGAUAAAAGAAUAUGAAAAGCUUGAUAAUGAGGAAGAUCGCCUCAGUAGAAGUCGACAAAUUUAUGAUACCUAUAUCAUGAAGGAGCUCCUUUCCUGUUCUCAUCCAUUCUCAAAGCAAGCUGUAGAACAUGUACAAAGUCAUCUAUCUAAGAAACAAGUGACAUCAACUCUUUUUCAGCCAUACAUAGAAGAAAUUUGUGAAAGUCUUCGAGGUGACAUUUUUAAAAAAUUUAUGGAAAGUGACAAGUUCACUAGAUUUUGUCAGUGGAAAAAUGUAGAAUUAAAUAUCCAUUUAACCAUGAAUGAUUUCAGUGUCCAUAGGAUUAUUGGACGAGGAGGAUUUGGUGAAGUUUAUGGUUGCAGGAAAGCAGACACUGGAAAAAUGUAUGCAAUGAAAUGCUUGGAUAAGAAGAGAAUCAAGAUGAAACAAGGAGAAACAUUAGCCUUAAAUGAAAGGAUUAUGUUGUCUCUUGUCAGUACAGGAGAUUGUCCUUUCAUUGUUUGUAUGACCUAUGCCUUCCAUACACCAGAUAAACUCUGCUUCAUCCUGGACCUGAUGAACGGAGGUGACUUGCACUAUCACCUUUCCCAGCACGGGGUAUUCACUGAGAAGGAGAUGCGGUUCUAUGCCACGGAGAUCAUUCUGGGGCUGGAGCACAUGCACAGUCGGUUCGUGGUUUACAGAGACUUGAAGCCAGCAAAUAUCCUCUUGGAUGAACACGGACACGUGAGAAUAUCAGAUCUUGGUCUGGCCUGCGAUUUUUCCAAAAAGAAGCCCCACGCGAGCGUUGGCACCCAUGGGUACAUGGCUCCCGAGGUGCUGCAGAAGGGGACAGCCUACGACAGCAGUGCUGACUGGUUCUCCCUGGGUUGCAUGCUUUUCAAACUUCUGCGGGGUCACAGCCCUUUCAGACAACAUAAAACCAAAGAUAAGCAUGAGAUAGACCGAAUGACCCUCACCGUGAAUGUGGAACUCCCAGACUCCUUCUCUCCUGAACUGAAGUGGCUUUUAGAGGGCUUGCUUCAGCGAGACGUCAGUGAGCGGUUGGGCUGUCACGGAGGCGGGGCACAGGAAGUAAAGCAGCACACCUUUUUCAAAGGCAUUGAUUGGCAGCACGUCUACUUACAGAAGUACCCACCACCCUUGAUUCCCCCCCGAGGAGAGGUCAAUGCUGCUGACGCCUUCGAUAUUGGCUCAUUUGAUGAAGAGGAUACCAAAGGCAUUAAGCUGCUUGAUUGUGACCAAGAACUCUACAAGAACUUCCCCUUGGUAAUCUCUGAACGCUGGCAGCAGGAAGUAGCCGAAACAGUUUAUGAAGCAGUAAAUGCAGACACAGAUAAAAUGGAGGCCAGGAAGAGAGCUAAAAAUAAGCAACUUGGCCAUGAAGAAGAUUAUGCUCUGGGAAAAGACUGCAUUAUGCACGGGUACAUGUUGAAACUGGGAAACCCAUUUCUGACUCAGUGGCAGCGUCGCUAUUUUUACCUCUUUCCAAAUAGACUUGAGUGGAGAGGAGAGGGGGAGUCUCGGCAAAAUUUACUGACAAUGGAUCAGAUUCUCUCUGUGGAAGAAACUCAGAUUAAAGACAAAAAAUGUAUUUUGUUCAGAAUAAAAGGAGGGAAGCAAUUUGUCUUGCAAUGUGAGAGUGACCCGGAGUUUGUGCAGUGGAAGAAAGAGUUGACUGAAACCUUCAUGGAGGCCCAGCGGUUAUUGCGUCGUGCUCCAAAGUUCCUCAACAAGCCUCGAUCCAACAUAGUGGAGUUCUCAAAGCCACCCCUCUGUCACAGAAACAGCAAUGGCCUCUAGCACCCAGGGGCAGGGAAGUUUCCCUGAGGGAUCCACAUCAGGGAUCUUCAGCCCUUUGAACAGAGCCUUUUAGAAAAGUGUGGGGAUUCAAACAUCUGACUUACUGACUGCUGGGGCCCUUCCAUGGCAGAGAAGACCCAGGACUCUGAGAUGCUCCUAAUAGGAGCCCGGACCAUUCUCUGACUUUGGGUCAGCCUUGCUCCUCUGUCUGAUUAUUGCUCAGAUCUGAAACUACUGAAGAAAUGAAAGUUUUUUUCUUUGUUACAUACUUAUUUUGGUAUCUAUGAACCUAGAACUUGAAAUGAUUCCUAUUUACCACUUACAUUUUUAUGACUGAUAUCAAACACAUCUUAAACUUUCCAGGACGGAAUGUAACAAUCUUCAGAGUCGGGUACUAGAUUGCCCUGAGCAUUGCCAUAUUUUAUCUAUAAACAGCCACUUCUGGUUUGCUGUCUUUGCACCGUACUGCUGGGGGAUGGGAGAGCAACAGUGUGUUUCUUCUGUGCACUUUACGACUGACUUCUGGUUGUCCUGGGUUAAGAGUUGAAAAUGUUUUCUGAGGAGGUUGCACUCAGGCCCUGCCCCACCACCAUACACAGUGCGCAGCCUCUGACCUCUCUGCCCCGGGGCGCUCAGAGCUGGUGGGUGAUGGGGGGAUAUUCUCAAAAGUGGGCGCAUGACCAGGCAUUGAAGGCAUCCAUGUGCUGAUCCUUGGAAAUGUUUACCAUGAUGCUGAAGAGACACAGUGGAGUUGUAGAUUUGGAGGAGAGUAGCAGUUUUCAAAAAUCUUCAAGUUCAGUGUGCUCAAAUAGACAAACAACGCCUCCCUGUGCCUGGUGCACAGGGACGUUCGCGGGUGAGUCUGUCUCGGUCUCAAUAGCAUGCAAUUGGGUGACAGCCAUGCUGGUUCCUUCUGCCUGACCACAGGAAACACAUCAGUAAUGGAUGUGCAAAAGAAGGUCUGUUUAACAUUGUUAAACUACAAAGAGUUUAAAAUGAAUUUUGUUGUAAAAGAAUGCUGAAGAAUGAAUGUAUCAAAACGGGCGAAGGGUGUAGAUUGGCUUUCUGACUUGUCAUUAAUGAACGGGACACUUUGCACUGGGUUGCUGUGGGACAGACACUUGAGAUCCUUGCGUGUCAAGGCGUUUUUGCCUGAUCCUAGCGGCCUCCUCCCCAACGUUUGUUUUGCACAUAUCUUCAUGCCCUGUCGACGCCCCAGAUACGUGCCAGCUUAUGAGACCCAGUGAAGUCCCCCAUGUCAUCAGACUACAAAAAUCAUCAUUUUAAAAGUCCACAUAUUUGUCCUAUGUCUGGUAUGCUUUUGUUGUAUGUCCGUAAAUUAACUACUAACGAUAUAAAUAACUUGACCUCAUAAUUAUCUGUAUCCUGUCCUUGAUAUUUUUUACUGGUUCCAAAUCUUUGUUUUUAAUAUAUGUGUGCUAUGUUCAUUGGGAAAGUACUUUUUAAUGAAAUUAUAUUUUGAGAGUUUGGAAGAUCAUUUACUGAAAAUGUCUACCAUUUCACAGGAGUGACUUUGGAAAAGAAAUUUUGAGGUUUGUUAUCCUUAUUAACUACUAAUUGGAAUUUAAAUUAACAUACAUGUUCUAUCUGUAAUUUCCAGUGCAGGAGGUGGGAUAUACUAUUUAUAUGCAUUCCCUUAUUUAAAAGAGAAGAAGAGUAUUCAAAUUCUGUUUUUAAAAGAGGGAAAAAGGCCAGGAGCAGUGGCUCUUGCCUGAAAUCCUAGCACUUUGAGGGGCCCAGGCACGAGGAUAGCAAGACCCCAUCUCUACAACAAAUAGAAAACUUAGAUGGGCAUGGUAGUAUGGGCCUGUAGUCCCAACUCCUGAGUAGGCUGAGGCAGGAAGGUGGCUUGAGCCCAGGAGUUUGAGCUGUGAUGAUGCCACUACACUCUAGCCUGGGUGACAGAGUGAGACCUUUUCUCAAAAAAAAAAAAAGAGAGAGAGAGAGAACCACGACUGGAAACAUAAACGCCAUUGUCUUUAAAGAGUAUCUUCCCAGCCCUGGUUAAUUAUGGCUGGGCUGGUGGUUGUAGUUCCCUGUGGGCAGGUGCUCAGUGUUCGCAGGUGAGGAAGCUCUUUGCCUCAUCUCCUACUAAGAUGGCUCGGUGACUCCUUUAGGUUCUGAGCUCAACAUCUCACAUCUGGCACCUGGGGCAUUAGCUAGCAAAAGCAUUCUUAGAGAUUUUCAUCUCUUUCCAACAUAGUUACGUUUUCUCUUGAGAUGAACAUAAGGGUCAUCUCUCUUUUAGAAAAGAAAUAUGAAUCAGAAAAUGUCUCAAAAGCCCUUUUGCCUCACACUUACUCCAAGUGAACUUUUAUACCUUUUUAACUCACCUUUGAUUUAUAAUGACGAGGCUCAGAAGUGUAUCUAGAGAACAUUAACUUCAAAGUACUUUGGGAGGUUAGGAGGAGCUGCUUCUAAGGGCAGUGACCCCCUCACAUUGGGGUCUGGUUUGAUGGUCCUCAAGAGGCCAGUCUGCUGGGACACCAGGAUGGAGACAGAAACCUGCUCUGGUUGUACCUGCGGGCUGUGUGUUCAAAGGAGAAGUCAGCUGGGUUAGAAAUUUCAGUGUACUUGGCUGUUAUAAAAAAUUUUCAGAGGUUACAUAAUUCCUAGAUGCUUUCCUAGGUUACAUUUGGACCACUAACAACAACAUAGUUCAGACCACAUUUUCUCAUUAUUUUAGAUUUAUAUGGUUGGGGUAUUUUAACACCGUCAAGGAAAAUAACUGAGGCUGAUACUUUUUGCAAAAUUAUGUUAUAAGAAGUCUCAAUUUUAUGAUUCAAAGGAAUUGGCAAAGCAAAGCCUAAAAAUAACAGUAUUUUAAGCUGCUAUAUAACGUAUUAUGGAAUAGAUUACAAACUUUGUGAAUCUACAUUUAUUCAUUUUAACCUAUUCUCUUUGGUGCAUUUUUCCCUUCAUGUCAACAGGGCUCACUGAUUUUCCUUUUUUGCUGUGUUUAAGUGGGAUUUGUUAGCAAAAUUCCUAGAAAUCAAUUUAUUGUUUCACCAUUAAUGCAAAGUACUCAUGCAUGGCUCUGAUUGGUCAAUUCACUGACAUUGCAAUUUCAAAUUAUAGAUAUAUUUUUAAAAGGGCCUAAUGUCCAGCAAGGAACACUUGAGCAAAGGAAGCAUUUUGCUCAAUAAAAGCAAAUAAUGAAUGCCCAUUUGUUAACAAGAUUCAGCUUGAUUUACAGUUUGAAAUAUGUCAUGCAGAUAUUAGAGAUAAUUGUUUUAAGGCCUCAAUGGUCAUUAAAAAAGUGCUUUUUACCAAAUGACAGUGGGAUUUACCUAGAUUGAAAAGAUCACAUUUAUUUUCUGAUGAAUUUUUAAAAUUUCACUCAGAUUUUGUAGUUGGGAUAAUUAAAUACAUUUAACUUUUCAACAGAAUUAAUUUUUCAAAAUAAAUGUUUCAGAAUUUUGACAUUUCAAGAAGAAAACAAAAUUCUCAAAGUUUGACCUUUUUUACAUGAUGUAAGUCUAUAAAAAUGCCUGUAAAAAUGCGUUGGUGCAAGAUAAAACUUACUUUGUGUGAUUCAAUCACAUGUGAUUUUUUUUUUUCUCAGUUAUGUUCAGAGAAACUUGUCUGUGUCUUGCAGAGAUUGAUGUAGCCCUGUGCAUGAGGGGGUGUUGGUACCAGGUGGGGAGCUAGAGUCUGUGACAGGUGAUGAGUAUGACAGAAACGUCAAAGUCAUGGAAAACAUGGGGUGAAGGAAGGAGUGAAUUUGGUCAAAACCAUUCCCUUUAUACCGUCAUAAAGCACUGAGGAAAUCACUGAGUUAAAGUUGGUGGGAUUUUUUUUCUCUAGAAUAGAGAAUUUUUUGUUGUUUUGUCUUCUUCCUUGUAAUUACAGUAAUAAUUACUAUAAAAGCUCAUCAUUUUAUUUUUGAAUAUGGAGCUACUGAACAUAUUAAGAGUCUACUUGCUGUCUAUCAGGACUUGCUGACAAAGUGAGAUUUCUGCUGCCUGUCCUCUGCCACCUGCCAGUGAAGGCACAGGGGCCCAGAGCUCAGUCAGCACCAGCCAGCUCUGAAACACCUUGUCAGUCUGCGUUGCAGCCCCAGCAGGUGGAGUGGUCCCUAGGUCACUAGGAAUGCAUUGUCCAGUUGGGGACAUUGUUAUGAAACCACUGCAGUUCUAGUAAGUCCCCCGCCAGGAUAACAAUCGGACCCUUGCUGUUCGUGUCGUGUCCAUGUCUAUACGGUGAGCUUUAACAGCUUAAGUUUUUCAAAAAAAGGAAAAGAAAAUCUUUCCCUUAAGAUCCAAUUUUCCCUUCCCCUCUCAUUGGAGAGGCUUUAAUGAAGUACUUAAAUUCAUGUUAAUAUGAAUUUUUUUUUAAAUGAGGACCACAUGUUACAAUUUUUUACCAUGGAAUGAAUGAAAGUUGAACUCUAAAAUGAUACGCCUUGAUCCUCAAAGAGAAAGAAAGCUGUUGUUUCACGGUGGAAUGACAGGGGUGAUCAGCCUUGGCUGAUAAGUGCCGGGCCCCACAUUGUAAAUUGCCUGUAUUAGAAACAAACAAAAACUAUAGAAAAUGGGUAAUAUUUUAUGCAUUUCAAUUAAAACAUGGCAGGGAGUAUCCUUCAUUGUAGAGUUAAAUAAUUCAUAUUGGAAUUAGCGCUGUAAUAUCUAACAAUCUCAACAUCUUUUCUGAAAAUAGGCAACUAUGCUUCUAUUUUUAAUUUUGUCCUAAAAUAUGUCUAUAUAAGGGUAGGGAAUGGAGAAAUAUUUGCAAUUGUGUAUUCGUAUUACACAGAAGUUGACAUUUGUUUCUUAGUAGAUAAUAUUCUAUGAUGUAUGUAUUAUAUGUAGCUUAUAAGUGAAACAAUGGCUUUUUUUUAGUUUUGUUAAAUUGUAUUUUUCUAUGUUUCAACUAAUUAUAAUAGAUUUGGCUUUUUCUGGGCAACCUAAAGAUUGCUGAACGACGUAUAUAUAGAAAACAAAAGAAUUCUAUUUUAGCCCAAAGGCAUUUUAUAUUAUUUAUUGAAUCUGUAAGUUUGUUGUCAUCAAAAACAUUCCAUAUCAUUUCUGCUCCUUUUUAUUUGUAUAGUUUGUUAUUUAAAGAAAUGACCGUCCUUUGUGUUCUUCAUACAGUAAAAUCUAAAUGAUGCAUAUAGCAGCGUGGGGCCAGGUCACCUCCUCACUGCCGGGCCCUGUCCUCAGCAAUGCUUGUCUUCUGCUCUGUGCUGAGAGGCGCAUGCGGGCGCUUGUGACAUCUGACAGCAAACUUGCUCUGAAAUACUGCUUUCAUCUACCUCUUCAAAGGCCUCUUGCAUGUUGACAAGUACCCCAGAUGCUUUACUGUGGACUGGCUAUACCACGAAAGAAUUCCUUUAAGACACCGCAGUGUAAUUCUCUCAUGAUGUAGAUUUGUUUAGAAGACCUCGGUGUUGUCAAGGGCCCCUGAUGAGCUGAGCAGGUGGCCAUCUCUUCUAGACAGCAAUCCCUUAGGAUCUGAGGUACAACCCAGAACAAUGUUUCUUACUUUCAUUCUGCCAGAUCCCCGCAGAUGGUCUUCCCGUUGCCUCCAGAUUUGAUGAUGCACCUGAUUUGUCCAUUUACUAAGCAGAAGGGCCGUCCUCACUCUUCUUUAUCAACGGCAAGUUGUGCUUAAAGGCACUGCUUUCAGGAGCUGCAUAUUUGAAUGCGGCUUUCCCCCCUUCUCUAUUUCAAAACAGUUUGGAAAAUGGGGUCGUAAAGGCACAUGCCCUCCCGAAAUGACCAUGAUGUAAAGAGGUGAGACAGGAUGGAGGCCAGUCUCUGUGACAGGGUCCCUCCCCACCUGCUGCCACUGUCCUCUGCCUGUUUUCAUCAGUGUGGUAACACAUUUACUAUAUUUUUGGCAAAGUAUAAAGAAAUAAAUAAGACCCCCAAUGCUAAAGAAAUAAAUCCAUUUUCUAUUGUGCAUUGCUAUACAAAGUGAAGCUAGUAAACUACAUGUUGUAAAUCUAGAUAUUGUACCAAGAAAAAAAUGUCAAUUCGUUUUUAUCUCUUUUUGUAUUUAUUGUGCCAGGAAGGCUUACUAGCACACAUUUGAAUAGUAUCCCACGUGAGGUACCGCUCCACGUCUAAGGUCACUCCCUCGGCAGUCAGUGUCACCAUCUUUACAGUUGGUAAAAUUGCUUAUAUAAAUCUCAAUAAAAAGCAUCUGUA
Molecule: messenger RNA, 8424 nt
Organism: Nycticebus coucang (slow loris)
Lineage: Eukaryota; Metazoa; Chordata; Mammalia; Primates; Lorisidae
Gene: GRK3
Product: G protein-coupled receptor kinase 3
Exons: 21
Coding region: 185-2251 (688 amino acids)
Biological process (GO): protein phosphorylation; G protein-coupled receptor signaling pathway; regulation of signal transduction
Molecular function (GO): G protein-coupled receptor kinase activity; ATP binding; G protein-coupled receptor binding
Source: RefSeq, a predicted model, not a curated record